UGGAGAGGAUUUACGCCCCUGCACUUCGCAGUUGCCAAUGAGAAAAUUGACACUGUUCGAUUACUGCUGGAACAUAAGGCCGAUGUUGACCGUCGGGAUGCGGACGGGAUGACACCGCUAAUCUGUGCCAUUCAAAGCAGGAGUGAUGAAGCGGUUUCUCUGCUGUUGGAGUCCAUGAACAAUGAAAUGGACGUUGCACCAGGUCAUGGCAAGCAGCCUUUGUUGCAUGCGAUCGACACCCGUAAAAAUUCAACCAUCAAGAUGGUGCUCGAGAGAACCACUCUUUUUGAUGCACCAGAUCACAAUGGUCGCACUCCAUUCUUACUCGCUGUCUUCAACAUGAAUGUGUCGGCUGCUAAGAUGCUACUGGACAGAUCAGCUAAUAUCGAAGCCAGAUUCGGGUCGACUCAGCAAACGGCGCUGAUGGCCGCGGUCGGACGAGGCGACAGGGCCAUGGUCAGGGCCUUGCUGGAGAGGAACGCCAAUGUGCACGCCCAGGACACCAAAAGCGAGGCUGGACAGACCGCGUUAUGCUGGGCAGCCUAUAAUGGUGAUCUAGCAACGAUGGCAUUGCUCCUUGACAAGGGCGCUUGCAUCGAAACUCGAGACUCUCGCGGUCGAACGCCAUUGAUGCAGGCCUGUUUGCGAGGUCACCUGGAAGCAUUUAAUCUGCUUGUCUCCCGGUCUGCGGACGUACACGCCGCAGAUUGUGAUCGCCAGACCCCUCUAAGCAUGGCAGCAAAGACGAAUCACGUCGAUAUUUUGGAUGCACUUCUCCAGCAAAAUAUUGAGAUUGACCGAAGGGACAGCGACGGCCGGACUGCCCUUUCGUGGGCUGCGGGGAAGGGCCACGCCGAGGUUGCAGAGAGGCUGGUGCGAGCUGGGGCGGACGUGGCCAAGGGGGACAAGAGGGGCCAUACGCCCUUGUGGUGGGCGGACAACGCCGGGCAUGAACACAUUGUAAAAUAUCUGAUUUGA
This is a messenger RNA of Aspergillus wentii DTO 134E9, 978 nucleotides long. Its product is annotated as ankyrin repeat domain-containing protein. The record is from RefSeq and is a predicted model, not a curated record. Gene Ontology annotation, molecular function: protein binding. The transcript is spliced from 3 exons. NCBI's taxonomy places the organism in Eukaryota, Fungi, Ascomycota, Eurotiomycetes, Eurotiales, Aspergillaceae. The annotation marks the transcript as partial.